This is a messenger RNA of Calypte anna (Anna's hummingbird), 3548 nucleotides long. It is a transcript of the gene IL1RAP, whose product is annotated as interleukin 1 receptor accessory protein. The transcript has 11 exons. Gene Ontology annotation, biological process: signal transduction. Bases 175 to 1917 code for a protein of 580 amino acids. Gene Ontology annotation, molecular function: interleukin-1 receptor activity. The record is from RefSeq and is a predicted model, not a curated record. NCBI's taxonomy places the organism in Eukaryota, Metazoa, Chordata, Aves, Apodiformes, Trochilidae.
GCCGGCAGCAGCCCCCGCUCCUCGGCCGGCGGGAUAAGAAAGAAGGAAAAGAGGCUCGGGAGAGCCCGAGGAGCCGCGGCGGCAGCAGCAGCAGCAGCGCCCGGCGUCCCCCGGACCGAGCCGCCUCUGCACGGAUGAAGAUGGUUGUUGCUCUGCUGGUUAUGCUGGCUGUCCAUGGUCACCCUUGGCAGUGGCUCAGAACGCUGUGAUGACUGGGGAGUGGACACCAUGAAGCAGAUCCAGCUUUAUGAUGGGGAACCUGCCAAGGUCAAGUGCCCCCUUUUUGAGACCUUCUUGAAAUACAACUACAGCACAGCCCAUUCUGCUGGUUUAACCCUGAUCUGGUACAGGAUUGGGCAGGAUCGGGAUCUGGAGGAGCCCAUUAAUUUUCGCCUGCCAGGCAAUCACAUCAGUAAGGAGAAGGACACCCUGUGGUUCUGGCCUGCUCUUCUCAAUGACACUGGGAAUUACACGUGCAUGCUCAGAAAUACAACUUACUGCAGCAAAGUUGCAUUUCCCUUGGAGGUUGUUCCGAAAGACCAACACUCUUGUGUGAGCCAUUCAAUAAAGCCCACUGAGGAGAUGUUCUACUUGGAGCACACCAAUGAGAAGAUCAUAUGUCCAGAUAUUGAUGGGUUUUACCCUGCUACUGUAACGCCAUCUGUCAAGUGGUACUUGAACUGCCAUUUGGUGGAUGGCUUCUACGAGCGGUACCCCCAAGGGCCCAGGCUCGUCAUCGGCAUUGUCCGCAGUGCCUAUAAAGGGAAUUACACUUGCAUUGUGACAUUCAAGGACCAUGGAAGAACUUAUACUCUCACCAGAACCAUAAAGAUGAAGGUGGUAGGUUCUCCAAACAAGGCUUUGCCACCACAGUUCAUCUCUCCAAAUGAGAAAGUUGUCUACGAACUGGAAUCAGGAGAUGACCUUGUUCUGUCCUGUGAAGUCUUCUUCACCUUUCUGAAGGACUCCCGGACUGAGGUGUGGUGGACCAUAGAUGGGAAAAACACAGAUGAUGUCAUGGACCCCAAGAUAAAAGUCACACAAGGUGAAACUACUAGAGAUUUUGAAGACAAAACUGUCAUAAGGACUCUAACAGUUGCAAAAGUCACCCCGGAGGACUUGAAACGGAAUUACACUUGCUAUGCCAGAAAUGCCAAAGGCGAGGACCGUAGCCAGGCCGUCGUGCGCAUGAAAGUUAUAGCACCAAAAUACACCGUGGAACUGGCCUGUGGACUGGGGGCAACCAUCCUUCUCGUUGUGGUGCUGAUAGUCAUCUAUCAUGUUUAUUGGCUUGAAAUGGUCCUCUUCUAUCGGGCUCAUUUUGGAACAGAUGAGACCAUUCUAGAUGGGAAGGAGUAUGAUGUGUACGUGUCCUACGCACGCAAUGCGGAGGAGGAAGAGUUUGUGCUGUUGACAUUGCGAGGAGUCUUGGAGAAUGAGUUUGGGUACAAGCUGUGUAUCUUCGACAGAGACAGCCUCCCCGGGGGAAUUGUCACAGACGAAACCCUGAGCUUCAUCCAGAAAAGCCAACGUCUGCUUGUUGUCCUGAGCCCCAGCUAUGUCUUGCAGGGGACACAGGCCCUGCUGGAGCUCAAGGCUGGUCUAGAGAACAUGGCCUCCAAGGGCAACAUCAAAGUCAUUCUAGUGCAGUACAAAGCCAUCAAGAAGAGCAAAGUGAAGGAGCUGAAGCAGGCCAAGGCAGCCUUGACUGUCAUUAAAUGGGAAGGCGAGAAAUCCAAGUUCCCAAAGGGCAGAUUCUGGAAGCAGCUGCAGGUGGAAAUGCCAGUGAAAAAAAUCAGGAACUUGAGCCUUCAAGGGCUCAUACAUACCCCUGAAAAAUGUUCAACACCAUCAGAAAACAGAACAAACCCAAAGUUAGGCCAGGGAGUGGGAAGAAGCUCAGGAUUUUUGCCAUGAAGAACUUGUAUCCCAAGCAUUUCAGAGGACAGUCAUGCCUCCCUGCAGCUUUUCUACUUCCAUGGUAGUGGAGGGACCAAAGACAUGUUCACCUUCUCUGUACAGCCAGCACCUUGGGAUAGCAUGGAGUUUGGUUAGGCCAGUACUCCUGUGGCACCUUCAUUAGUAUCCAGAAUUGAGCUCCUUUCCUCUCCUAAGCACCUUCACUCCUUCCUGGUUGUUGGUCCCUGUUGUGAACUCUUGGGGACAGUCACUGUUCAGUCUCCAGCCAAGAGCCUUUCCUCCAUGUCCUAGCCAUAUAGUCCCAGUGACUGUGGGAUCACAGACUUUUGCUUCAGUGGGUGGAGCAUGGACUCUUGAGACUUCUUAUCUUUGCUCCCCACAUUUCUGUAAGCACAGGUGCAUUCAGGUAGAUUUGCAAUGGCUGUUACAAAAGCACUUAGAAAAAAAUAAGCUCUUCCAGAUUAUAUCUGUCUUAACAUUUCUAUGAAGUCCCAGUCUCUGGGACUCUGUGGUCUCCCGAAUACCCCAGAUCCUUCAGGACUGUAAUGCUUGAAAUUCAGGAACUAUCUCUCAUUACUACAGGCCACAGAGCAUGUCUGAGAGAUGUUUCUUUGUAGAGUAAACUCAGGGACUUCACAAGCAUGGAAGGGACCCCUAGUUUACUACUGAGCCCACCUACUGUUUCUAUACUGCUGGCAGGGGGAAAAUAUUGUGCAGGGGCCUCUGGGGUGGUACAAGAUAUAUGUUCAGAUCCCAAGAGACUCUACAAACUUAUUUGAACUUAUUAAAAACUACUAGGUCUGAUGUGCUGGGUAAGAAAAUGUGGAAAGACUGUGAGGGUUGGGGUUGUUCAGCCUGGAGAAGAGGCGGCUUUGGGGUGAUCUUACCUAAAAGGGGCUUAUAAGAAAGAUGGGGACAUACAUUUUAGCAGGGCCUGCUGUGACAGGAUAAGAAGUAAUAGUUUUAAACUAAAAGAGGGGAGAUUCAAACUAUAUUAAUGGAAGAAAUUUUUUACAGUAAGAGUGGUGAAACACUGGAACAGUUUGCCCAGAGAGUGGGAUAAUGCCCUAUCCCUGGUAGUAUUUAAACUCUGCUUGGAUGUGGCUCUGAGAAGCCUGAUGUAGUUGAGGAUGUCCCUGACCAUUGUAGGGGCAGUGGACUAGAUAACUUUUAGAGGUCUCUUCCAACCUAAACUGUUCUCUUAUCCUAUGAAGACUCAGUGUUCUCUGCCUGAGUAUGAACAAAUCACCUUUCAUUGUUCAAGAUUCAGUUUUAAGUGAGCCUUGGCUUUACAAAGGAGGUCCCUGCCCAUCUUUUUUCCAGCCUAGGGAUGCAGAACAGAGGAUGCAUCUUGGCUUCUGCAACCUUUGCACAAAAUGGAGACAUAAAAAAACACUGAGUACCAGUCCCUGCAUCAGUGGGAGGCAACAGGCAUAGGAGAGGACCCGAUGCAUUAACCCCCAGCAGAGAGGCUUUUCAGAUUGAGGAAAGGGAUAGUCCUUUCCCUUGCAGGACAGACCAAAGAUCAGUAGGACCCUGGCAUCAACUGGUGCUGUUAGUCAGUUUUUCACAUAAAGCUGCAAGCUGUGGGGGUGUCUCUAUACUCCUGUAGCUCCUAACACAAGGAC